Messenger RNA from Xenia sp. Carnegie-2017, 3485 nucleotides. RefSeq lists its product as uncharacterized. The coding region runs from base 168 to 3407 and encodes 1079 amino acids. Gene Ontology annotation, cellular component: membrane. Gene Ontology annotation, molecular function: protein binding; carbohydrate binding. The transcript has 16 exons. The record is from RefSeq and is a predicted model, not a curated record. NCBI's taxonomy places the organism in Eukaryota, Metazoa, Cnidaria, Anthozoa, Malacalcyonacea, Xeniidae.
CCUGUUUUGCAGUGUUCACCCAGUUUAGAUGCAUUAAUUUUGCUUCGGCGCUUUGUCUAAACAGAGGCGUAUUUCUGCAGUUGCCUUUUUGUGUGCGUUUUUCAAACAAAGACGUAAAGACAAUAAAAGAACAAAAGAGCUUUACUGUAUAUCCUUGGAUCUAUGCAAUGAUGAGUUUAAUGAUAUGGUGGUUAUUGUGGCUGUUAUUUGGUCAAGGGUUCACAAUGAAAAUGGGUUGGAAUGAAGAACUUGAGUUUUGUGAGGAAGAAUGGAAGAAAUUUGUGGAGGACAAAAUUGAAAUCGAUUCGAAAUGCAACAAUACUCGUACACGUUGUUGUGUUGAGGAGAAGAAAUAUCUUUUGGAGCGAUUUAAAAUGUAUAGUGAAAUAUGUCCACUCGAAGGGACAUGUGGAUGCAGCCCGAUUAUUUUAAACUUUACUGUUUUCUUACACGUCCAUAAUGGUGAUAGUCGUCUUUUACGAAGAGCAAUAUCCGAAAAAUGGAAAGAAUUACAAAACUUCACAUGUUCACAUAAGUACAUAAAUGAAAAAAUAAAGAAGUUACAUCUUACAUCUUCUGUUAGCUUUGGAAUCAGACAACACAAAAUCGUUUACAAGUAUGUUUUAUACGGUGGAAAAAAUCACAUUUGUUAUGUUGUCACCAACGUGAACGUAAAACGAGAUACGAAUGGAUUUUUCAUCAAACAUGUUCAGUCAGGAAAGUGUGUUGGGGAUAAUUUACCCUUUAACAUGCUGAAUACAAUGAAUUAUUUUGAGGAGUCAGCUUAUUUUAAAUUUUUACAAUCUGGCUCCAUCAAUAGGUUGAAUACAACAAGGUGUCUUGUGAGAGAAAGAUACGGAAUUUAUGUGGAAUUAUCUGAUGGAAAUUUUAAUGGAGAAUGCGGAGCCAUCAAUGCCAUAACCCAAACAAAUUGGGGUGGUCUAUUCUAUUCACGCUAUAAUAAAUGCAUAGUAACUACAGAAGGUUUUCUCCACCUUAGACUGACCAGUUGUAAAAAUGAAGAAGAUCAGCGAUUCAAUUUUGGCUCAGUAACAUGUGAUGGAAAAAAUAUAUCGGACGUUAGUUGUUCUAAUAAUCAAUAUAUGGUGAUAAAAGUUGCAGAAUAUCGUGGAUUGCGAAAAGGAAGCAUUUGUGGCUACAGUUAUCACUACAGUUGUAGUGUCGAUGUAACCUGUGACCUUAAAAAUUACUGUGAUGGUGAAAGGGAAUGUAAUAUAACUGUUGAUGAUAAUCAUUUUCCUUCGAAUAUUUGUCCUGGUUUGGAGAAAUAUAUUUACUUUGAAUAUCAAUGUAACUACAAAAGCUCAGUAACAUGUGAUGGAAAAAAUAUAUCCGACGUUAGUUGUUCCAAUAAUCAAUAUAUGGUGAUAAAAGUUGCAGAAUAUCGUGGAUUGCGAAAAGGAAGCAUUUGUGGCUACAGUUAUCACUACAGUUGUAGUGUCGAUGUAACCUGUGACCUUAAAAAUUACUGUGAUGGUGAAAGGGAAUGUAAUAUAACUGUUGAUGAUAAUCAUUUUCCUUCGAAUAUUUGUCCUGGUUUGGAGAAAUAUCUUUACUUUGAAUAUCAAUGUAACUACACAAUUAUGGAUGUACGCCUGUCUAAGUCGAAUCUUCCGAACGAAGGUGUCGUGAAUGUUAUUACCAAGUAUAGAAACUUCACCAUUUGCAACAAAGGUCUUUUGCACAAAAUAAAGACGAUUAUUUGUAAACAACUUGGUUAUCCUACCGCAGCAUCUGGGGGAGGCUCAAUGUCACUAUCAUCUUUGAUGCAUCAAUCGUUUAUACCUGGAAUUGUCAAAUGUGAUGCUCGAGUGAACGAUUUAUCUCAAUGUGCUAUCACUCAAAAUAAUGAUUGCUCUCAAUACUCGUACGUUGCAUGUCAUGUUUGUGAUAAUCCUCUAUUAAAAAACGCAGAAAAAUUCCCAGAUUCUUGGUUUACUGCCUUCCCAAAGAGUCGUAGUGCUGCUAAAGCAAGAAUAUCCAGUGGUAGUUCAUGGUGUGCUCCUGCUGCUAAUGGCAGUCAUUAUCUUCAACUGAAUUUUCCGAGUCUUUAUACAGUUAACGUUAUCACUAUCUUUGGAGACAGUUCAAGUUCAAGCUUUGUAACUAAAUAUCACUUGCAGACAAACAUUGAUGAUUUAUCUAGGAAACAAAAUGGUUACAAUGAUGCGGCUAUAGAAAAGUUUUCUGGUGGCCUUAAAUCCAAAGCUUUGCGAAUCUUUCCAUUGAAAUUUGUUGGUGCACCGUGUUUACGAAUUGAAAUUUGUGGUGGAGACUUACUCCCAGACAAACCAACAGAUCUCAUUGCAACCAAAUCUGCAUCGACGUACCUCGAGAUAUCAUGGAAACAUCCCAAAAAAACUGGUGUAAAACUUGGUACAAAUAUCUCGAAUCCUCUUACAAGAUAUCUAUUGAUUUUGCUGAAGGAUACUAUGAUUGUUUUUGAUAAAACUCUGGAGGUAACUGACAAAAAACCGUACAACAUUACGAAUCUUGUUCCUUACGCAACGUAUAAAGUUAAUGUAACCGCUGGCAAUUCUGAAGGCUUUGGUAGAUCAACUACAGCUACUUUUAGAACUGCUGAAGAUGUUCCCGAAGGUCCACCUUUAAAUGUUCAAAUUGUCGCCUUAAGCAGUUCAUCGUUAUCAGUUACGUGGGAGCCUCCAGACAAGAAGAAAACAAAUGGAAAGAUAGUCAAUUACACUGUUUGUAUUACACAUUUGGAGAAUGAAACCUGUUCAAUGAAGUAUAUGAUCGAGGAACAGCGUUUGGACAUAAAUAAUGUGAAACCAGGGACAAAAUAUUAUGUUCGUGUUUUAGCUUCUACAAUAGUGGGAUCUGGAUGUUACAGCAAUGUUACAUGGGUAUUUACAAAUGGAUUGGCACCUGAACUGUCCACCAAGCAGAUUGGAAAUACGUUGACUUAUUUGUUGCAAAAUCCAAAUGUGGAAUAUCGAUAUUUCUAUGUAGUCGCGAUGAAAAAUGUCACAGAAGAGAGUCGACUGCCUUCUAACUUUAAAAACACAGACUUAGUGACUUAUUCUAAGGCCAUAUCUUCCACACAACCAAUGCCGUAUAUUGCUGCUGUAGUUUCUCUCAGAGACUUUAAGCCUGAUUUUACACUUGGUGAUGGUGACAACACAACACGGCGUUCCAAUGGUGAAAAUUAUUAUAAUGGCCCGCUAAAGCCUGGCACUAGCUACAAAAUAUUUCAGCGCGUUUUCAUAAAUGAUCAGGGUGAUUAUUAUUCCACUGACUGGAGUCCAGUGGCAGCAACUGCCCAAAAGCACAAGUCUUCAGACGGUGGAAAAAUUGGAGCCAUUGCUGGUGCAGUUGUAGCUGCAAUUUUGCUCAUUAUUUUGUCAUAUUGGUCAUUCUUUUGUUAGGAUCAAUUCAAACUCUGCUACAGUGCAGUGAACUGCGUAUUGUAGUUAUUUGACGGCUACUAAAAGUUCUCAAAAAUG